Racocetra persica is the source of this 358-nucleotide messenger RNA. The record is from the annotation of a GenBank genome assembly. Lineage: Eukaryota; Fungi; Glomeromycota; Glomeromycetes; Diversisporales; Gigasporaceae.
AUGGAAGGAAUGAAUAUCCUAGAAAAUUGUUUUGAUACAGAAUGGGUAUGUAAUUCGAAUGAGGCAGUUAAAAUUAGGUUUGUUCAACCAUUAUCUGUAUCAGAUUACGAAAACGACGAAACGAAGGUUAAAGAGUUUUCACCUGAAUUUACGUACCCAAUAUUUGGUGACAAGGAACAAAUUUUUGGCUACAAAAAUCUGUCAAUUAAGGUUGCGAUUGUAAUUCCUCUUCUUCCUCUUACAAAUACAUUAUAUUACGCGUCUGGUAGUCUGACAACAUAUUUUGAUGUAACAUAUGACAGAAAGGUUCCAUUGGCUGAUAAUGUAGUAGAAAGGAUCAAAGAAUUCAUACCUAAUG